This is a messenger RNA of Sitophilus oryzae (rice weevil), 3353 nucleotides long. RefSeq names its product protein O-mannosyl-transferase TMTC3-like. Gene Ontology annotation, biological process: protein O-linked glycosylation via mannose. Gene Ontology annotation, molecular function: mannosyltransferase activity; protein binding. The coding region runs from base 371 to 3142 and encodes 923 amino acids. The record is from RefSeq and is a predicted model, not a curated record. Gene Ontology annotation, cellular component: endoplasmic reticulum. NCBI's taxonomy places the organism in Eukaryota, Metazoa, Arthropoda, Insecta, Coleoptera, Curculionidae. The transcript is spliced from 11 exons.
UUCGUGGAAUCAGUGUCGGUUCAAGCGCCCAACUCUCAGGUCGCGUCUUCGCUCCGAUAUACGUACAUACUUGUGUCGUUCGCUUCACGCAACUACAUAGUGAGGUUCUCGAAGAAAUAUUCUCCUUGAAGAUGCUGCAGUGACAACCCCAUGAAACUAUGAAACCGGUCCAGAACUAGUUGUUUUCAACAAUUUAGGUUAUGUUUUGAUGAAUUCGGCGAGUUUGCAACAAUUUUUAACUUGCGAUUUCUUCGCGUUCUUGUAAGGACGAUGAUUUUGGUUACGUGGCUGUAUUAAAAUAACCUGCUAGGUAUUUUAAAAUAUAAUUGGAGGUUUUUAUACAGACUGAUAUAAUUUAAAAGGCGGGAAAAUGACUCUGAACAAAGCACUGUGCGCUGUUAUAGUGCUCACUUGCGUGGCAUGCUACUAUAAUAGCUGUUAUUGCGAUUUUGUCUUUGACGAUAUCAGUGCCAUUAAAGAGAAUCGAGAUUUGAGGCCUCAUACGCCGAUCUCCAACUUGUUCUUCAACGAUUUCUGGGGCACUCCGAUGCAUAAGGAACAAAGUCACAAAUCGUAUCGUCCAUUCUGCGUCUUGACCUUUCGUCUGAAUUACCUAUGGGGUCAGCUCGAACCAUUUGGUUACCAUCUGGUUAAUAUGCUACUCCACUGUGUGGUCUGUCUUAUGUAUUUUAGAAUGUGUACAAUGUUCUUACCCAAAUUGUCCAGUUUUAUAUCAGCAAUGCUUUUUGCGGUACAUCCAAUACACACAGAAGCAGUAACAGGAGUAGUCGGCAGAGCAGAAACUCUCUCAUCGGUUUUCUUUCUCGCUGCUUUUAUCUUUUAUUCAAAGGCAACAAAAUAUAAGAAAUAUACAGGCUGGAAGUAUUUAUGUUUGUCUAUGAUUGCUACGGCAACGGCUAUGCUUUGUAAAGAACAAGGAAUAACAGUUGCUGGAGUAUGUGCAGCUUACGAAAUAUUCGUAGUUCAAAAGAUUAGGCCUAAUCACGUAAAGGAAUUCGUCAAGGCAGCGUUAAGCACAAAAUCCAGUUAUCAUUUUCCCAAAUCGAACGGACCUACCAAACGCUUGGCCGCCCUGGCUGUCACUACGUUUAUACUGCUCUUAGGCCGGUUGCAAAUUAUGGGCUCCCAGUUGCCAGUGUUUACGCGUUUUGAUAAUCCGGCAUCGGUGGCACCAACCCCAACGCGCCAGCUCACUUAUCAUUAUUUGAUCGGCGUGAACUUCUGGCUGAUGCUCUUUCCCUGCGAUCUGUGCUGCGAUUGGACGAUGGGAACAGUUCCGCUGGUGGAGUCCUUUACCGACAUGCGAAAUAUGGCAACGCUUAGCACGUAUUUCUUUAUUGCAGCCUUGGUAUGGGUAGCGUUCAAAACGAAAAAUAAGCAGCAAAGUGUCGUAUUGAUUAUAGGAACGUCGCUGAUGGUCCUGCCGUUCGUCCCUGCCUCCAAUUUGUUUUUCCCCGUGGGCUUCGUCGUGGCCGAAAGGGUUCUCUACAUGCCCUCCAUGGGUUUCUGCUUGCUGGUGGGAUACGGUUGGCAAGUGCUGCGCAAAAAGGCCGGGAAGAAACUGGCUUGGUGCUGCGCCGGAUUGCUGAUAUUUUCUCACGGGGCCAAGACAUAUGUGCGCAACUGGGACUGGGAAAGCGAAUACACGAUUUUUAUGUCUGGGCUUAGUGUCAAUCAGAGGAACGCUAAGCUCUUUAACAAUGUGGGACACGCGUUGGAGGGUCAAGGUAAAUAUCUAGAAGCCCUGCAAUACUUCCAGACCGCUGUCCAGGUGCAGCCGGACGAUGUGGGAGCGUACAUUAACGUUGGCCGCACAUACAACCACCUCAAGUUGUACGAGAAAGCGGAGGAAGCGUACCUCAAGGCGAAAUCCUUGUUGCCCAAGGCAAAACCGGGCGAGUCUUACCAGGCGAGGAUAGCGCCCAAUCAUUUAAGCGUGUUUCUCAAUCUGGCUAACUUGAUUUCAAGAAACCACACAAGAUUGGAAGAAGCCGAUCUGCUGUACCGACAAGCCAUAAGCAUGAGGGCGGAUUACACUCAAGCGUAUAUUAACCGAGGUGAUAUAUUGAUAAGACUCAAUAGGACGAAAGAAGCUCAGGAGGUGUAUGAAAGGGCUCUUUUGUACGACAGCAAUAAUCCCGAUAUUUAUUACAAUCUGGGGGUGGUAUACCUAGAACAAGGCAAAGCACCUCAAGCACUCGCCUAUCUCGACAAAGCUCUAGAAUUCGAUCCGGAACACGAGCAAGCUCUGCUCAAUUCCGCCAUACUCCUUCAGGAACUGGGAAGUCCGGAAUUUCGUAGAAAAUCAAGAGAACGACUCACUAAACUCCUGGCCAAAGAUAAAAACAACGAACGGGUACAUUUUAACUUGGGAAUGCUCGCGAUGGACGAAAAAGAUAUAUCCCAGGCGGAACAUUACUUUAGAAGAGCAGUGCACCUCAAAUCGGAUUUUAGAAGCGCCCUGUUCAAUUUGGCCUUGUUACUGGCCGACGACCAUAGACCGCUGGAAGCGGCUCCGUUUUUAAAUCAGCUGGUCAAACAUCAUCCUGAUCAUGUUAAAGGUUUGAUUUUGCUGGGAGAUAUUUAUAUUAAUAAUAUCAAAGACCUUGAUGCUGCGGAGAAUUGUUAUAAACAAAUUCUACAAUUGGAACCUGGCAAUAUCCAAGGACUUCACAACCUUUGCGUCGUCCACGUGGAACGAGGUCAACUUCUAGAAGCUCAGCGUUGUCUGGAAAAAGCACACCGAUUAGCGCCUCACGAAGACUACAUUGCCAAACACCUGGGCAUCGUGAAAAAUCGCAUUGUUAAAUUACAUCUAAACCAGGAUGUGGCAGACUCCAAGGAAAAGAGCAAAGUGGUUUCGGAUAAAAGCGUGGACGAUAACGAGAAGAAGACUGAACCGGUUAUAAGAAAAGAGACGGAAAAACAAAAACAACUUUACAGUAGUAGAGUGGUAAAUACUGAGCCGAUGUUUGUUAAUGAUAUGGACAAUGCUCAAGAUUACCCCAGCUUUGAGGUCGAAGGAGAAAAUUUAGAUAACUCUGUGGAACAUAAUUCGAGCAAAUGGGACAGCCAGAAAAGAGACACCAACACUGAAAACACCCCUGCAGACAGAUCCUAGCAAUAAAUCAAACUGAAUCGAACCUAGAACAGAAUAUUUUGAAUGUAUAAACCGUCGGAGGACUCAUAAUCUCAUAAAAGACUUUUUAUAUGGAAACCCAGAGACUUGUCAGUCAAUCGUGUUAAAUGUUUUAUCUCCAUCUAUACAGGGUUUUUCACCACAUACGACACGGAGUAUUGUAGCUAAACGAUGAGAUUUUUCCAAAUUGUAA